Aspergillus brunneoviolaceus CBS 621.78 is the source of this 633-nucleotide messenger RNA. RefSeq lists its product as uncharacterized. The coding region runs from base 140 to 547 and encodes 135 amino acids. The transcript has 3 exons. The record is from RefSeq and is a predicted model, not a curated record. Lineage: Eukaryota; Fungi; Ascomycota; Eurotiomycetes; Eurotiales; Aspergillaceae.
CUCAUACUACGAAGACGACCUCCGACAACCACUCUCCACUCGCGUUCUUUCUACAAACUCCCUUGCUCUCUCGAAUCUCUACCGAGCGUACAGCAGGCUACGAUUCGAACUGCCCGCCAGCCACACCACAGCCCUCACCAUGAACCUCGACCGAGACGGCGAUUCGCAGAUGGCCUCUUCUCCCGAGUCCUCCCCGAUGGCCUCCGAUGACUCCAACCCCGGCACCCGCACCCCGACCAACAAGCUCCCAACCCACAUUCCUCAUUUCGACGGCUCCGAACUGUCCCCGCCCGGCUCGCAGACUCAGAGCAGCGCCUUCGAGGGUUCCGGAAAGUCUCACGGUCCCGGGGGACCGAUCGCCUCGCCGUUGGCAGCCCAGGGUCUUCUCCCCCAGGGCGCCCAGCAGUCCGCCCCGGUGGCGUCGUGGAUGAACAAGCGGGCGGAGGAGGAAUAUCAACGAGCGAUGGAAUUCGUCAUCGAUCAAGACUUCAGCUUGGAGGAAUUCGGGGAUCCGUUCGAUGAGAGAGAUAUGGAGGAAGGAGCUUAGGUGGGGGAGAUGGUAUAUUUGCGAAAUCAUCUUGCAUUGAAGCCAAUGAACAGCGUGGAGACUGGAGUUCUGGGUGUUGGGUGAUC